UUUUUUUUUACAAAUAAUAAUAUGGGGUUGAAAUUAUGGUGGAGUUUAUUUAGUUUAAGUCAAAUUGUUUAUAUUGUUACGGCGAGUUUAAAUAUUUAUUUAGAUCAAAAUGAAGUGAAACGACUCUUUGGUUUGCCAGCGGAACUUUUCUAUGUUCGAGAAGGUGUUUUGAACGAGUAUGCUUUGAAAUAUAUUGUACCGGUUUCAGCACAAAUCGAUGCGGUUUUCUUCAGUUGGCAAAGUUUAACUGGUCGAACACUUCCCUACGAAAUUACUAUCGAAACAUCCAACAAUAUAAUCCUAAACGAACCCCAGUUAAAUAUUUCAACAGUUGGACAAAUUCCUAUUGAACCCGAAACAUUCAGCGUAUUUCUACCAUGUUCCGGUCAAGCUGCAGGCGAUGUCAACAUCACACUCAACAUAAACGUAACAUUUAAUCGUGCCACAAACAACGUAACAUCCUUACAUAUUCUACGCCGUAAAUCUUGCCUAAAACCCGACACGUUCCUAACCCAACAAAAUAAUCAAGUAUUUAUCGAUGUUGCCCCAAAUGAAACACUAUCAACAAAUAUUUUUUAUAUGGCUGACGCAUGUGCGAUAGCACUGAUAUUAGUCACAAGUAUAUUUGUAUGUGCGUAUUAUAUGCGUAAUAAAAAGAGUCAAAAUAUGAAUCGACCUGGUGGGAUUACACAGGAAUCGAUGGCUGUGGUACAAAAUUGUUCGUCGGUGAAUUCAGCUAGUGGAUUAAAUCGUCAAAAUUUACAUCAAACUACGUUCAUGUCGACAGUAACACCGUUACCACAAAAUUUGUUUACUGGGACAUCGCCAUUUUCGCAUAAAUCUGGUAGUAGUUAUACAAGCUUCCGUCGUGUACCUGCAUAUACUCUCACCGAUGAAGAAUCAAAAGAUCUUCAACAAAAAAUCACUGAAAUGACUGUACAACGUUGCCGUGUCCGAUUACGUAGCGUAGUACUCGAAGGUACAUUCGGUCGUGUGUACCAUGGAUCCUACACCAAGGAAGACGGUCAAGAAGAAGAUGUGUUAGUGAAGACAGUCACAGACCAUGCAUCACAAACACAAAUUUCCUUGCUCCUACAAGAAGGCAUCACCAUGUAUGGAUUGAAUCACGAUAAUGUUUUAACGAUAUUAGGUGUGUCCGUAGUAAAUCAUGCAGCACCAUUUUUAAUAUAUCCAUAUAACGGAUAUACGAAUUUGAAACGAUUCUUACAAAAAUGUAAAUUGUGUGCGGAAGGUGUAGCGCGUACGUUAACCACACAGGAAGUUAUUGAUAUGGUUUUGCAAGUUGUGCAAGGUAUGCAAUAUCUUCAUUCGACUUUGUUGAAGCAUAAGGAUUUAGCAGCUAGAAAUUGCGUUGUUGAUGAUAAACUACAUGUCAAAAUUACUGAUAAUGCAUUAUCACGUGACUUAUUUCCAGCUGAUUAUCAUUGUUUGGGUGAUAAUGAGAAUCGUCCAAUUAAGUGGCUGGCAAUUGAAAGUUUACAAUAUAAUUUGUUCCUAUUUCAAUCGGAUGUAUGGUCAUUUGGAGUUUUGCUAUGGGAAUUUAUGACUUUGGCUCAACAACCGUAUGUGGAAAUUGAUCCAUUCGAGAUGGAAGCGUAUUUAAAGGAUGGAUAUCGUUUGGCACAACCUGUUAAUUGUCCUGAUGAAUUAUUUGCAGUAAUGGCAUAUUGUUGGGCCAUGCGUACUGAAGAGAGGCCUUCAUUUAAACAAUUACAAGUCUGUUUACAAGAAUUUUAUAUGCAACUUACGAAAUAUGUUUGAAAUCAAAUCAAUUUAUGGAUCUCAUGUUUACAAUAUUUAUAUUAAAACAAAAUGAUAUUAAUUAUUAUAGAGAAUAUUAAUUAUUAUAUAAAAGAGAUAUAUUUACACUGUAGCUCGAGUUAAUUUAGCUAGCUAGAUUAAAAGCAUACGUUUAAACGUUAUCUCUUAUCAGGGUGAUGAUCGAUGUGGAAAUGUCAGGGAAUUUAAGUAUAGUUCAGGAAAAAUGAAAUAUUGAGUCUCUAGUUUAAUUUUAAAGACCUCAUUCUCCAUAGAUUUCUUGGAAUUUAGUGUUUAGUUUGGCUGCCAUCUCGUUGGCCAUUUAUAGUAUAUGAAGUAAGAAGAGUUUUUAUGGAUGUUCUUAUGCAUAAAACGAAGAAAACAACACAGUAGUGCUGUAUAGCAAGCACAUAGCCAAGCAGGUUUGGUGUGUCUAUUGAUAGCGAUCAUACCUCAUAGGAGAUAGUGCCUUGAAGAAAGCAUGACCAUUGUGAAUACACACCAAACCUGUGCUUGCUAUGCAAGACUACUGUAUUGUUUUCUUUAUUUUAUACAUAAGAACAUCUAUAAAAAGUCUUCUAACUUCAUAUACUUUAAAUGUCAAAAUCUCACAAGAGCUUCAUAGACCUGUCUAAAGCUCUAUGAAUCUUACUUAUCUAGAUUAACUCUAACUACAGUUUAAAUAUACCUUAAAAACGCCAUAAUGGAAGAAACUUUUUGAUGAAAUGAUGUUUUUUGAAUUAUUUAUAUUUAAAAAAGAAAAUAUUGAUGCUG
Messenger RNA from Chrysoperla carnea, 2553 nucleotides. Its product is annotated as tyrosine-protein kinase Drl-like. Gene Ontology annotation, cellular component: signaling receptor complex. Gene Ontology annotation, biological process: cell surface receptor protein tyrosine kinase signaling pathway; axonogenesis; positive regulation of kinase activity. Gene Ontology annotation, molecular function: protein kinase activity; ATP binding. The record is from RefSeq and is a predicted model, not a curated record. Bases 22 to 1782 code for a protein of 586 amino acids. Lineage: Eukaryota; Metazoa; Arthropoda; Insecta; Neuroptera; Chrysopidae. The transcript is spliced from 6 exons.